Messenger RNA from Nilaparvata lugens (brown planthopper), 4063 nucleotides. It is a transcript of the gene msk, whose product is annotated as importin-7. Gene Ontology annotation, cellular component: cytosol; nuclear envelope. The record is from RefSeq and is a predicted model, not a curated record. The coding region runs from base 161 to 3355 and encodes 1064 amino acids. The transcript is spliced from 20 exons. Gene Ontology annotation, biological process: protein import into nucleus. Lineage: Eukaryota; Metazoa; Arthropoda; Insecta; Hemiptera; Delphacidae. Gene Ontology annotation, molecular function: small GTPase binding.
AAACUCAUAUCCCGCAAUCCCGCCAUUGUUAUUUGUCAGGUCACGUGACUUCUACUACUCUUCGUACUCCAAACUCCAUACCGUAGUAUUUCAUUAUUUUGUAUUCUGGUAAAGUUGUAUUUAUUUUAAUAAAUUGCAUGAGUUAGGGAAAAAUAUAAAAAUGGAGACUAGAAAGUUGAUAGAUUUUCUAAGAGCGACAAUCGACCACAAUCAACAACAGCAAGCCGAACAACAACUCAACCAGGUACACAAAAUAAUAGGAUUUGCUCCAUCACUUCUUCAAGUCGUUGUGAUGGCAGAUGUCGACAUGCCUGUUCGACAAGCAGGUGCUGUGUAUUUGAAGAAUCUCAUAAUGCAAAAUUGGGCUGACAAGGAGGUGGAACAAGGACAGCCUCUGCCGUUCACUCUGCACGAGCAAGACAGAGCGAUGAUUCGCGACGCCAUUGUUGAUGCUGUUGUCCACUCUCCUGAACUUAUUAGGAUACAGUUGUCCAUUUGUGUGGGCACCAUAGUGAAGCAUGACUUUCCAACUCGUUGGACUCAAAUAGUUGACAAAAUUAGUAUAUAUUUACAAAAUCCAGAGGCUACAGGCUGGUCUGGUGCGUUGUUGUGCCUAUACCAAUUGGUCAAAACUUAUGAGUACAAGAAAUCGGAAGAACGUGGUCCUCUGAAUGACGCUAUGAACUUGCUGCUACCAAUGAUUUACCAAUUAUGUGUCCGCCUCCUCCCCGACCAAUCUGAACAAUCUGUUGCACUCCAGAAACAAAUUUUAAAAAUUUACUUCGCCUUGACUCAAUACGUGCUGGCCCUGAGCCUGAUAUCAAAGGAGACGUUCUCGCAGUGGAUGGAGAUAGUGCGCGCCAUCGCCGACCAGCCAGUGCCCGAGCAGACCAACGUGGUGGAUGAGGAGGACCGCGAGGACCUGCCCUGGUGGAAGUGCAAGAAGUGGGCGCUACACAUUCUACAAAGGAUGUUCGAACGGUAUGGCAGUCCAGGAAACGUAGUGAAGGAGUACGAAGAAUUCGCCAAUUGGUAUCUGAAAACGUUUUCAGGCGGAAUUUUAGAAGUGUUAUUGAAAAUUUUGGAUCAAUAUAGAAGAAAACAGUAUGUCUCACCAAGAGUUCUACAACAAACAUUGAAUUACAUCCAUCUCGCUGUCAGUCACUCACAUUCAUGGAAGUUCCUAAAACCACACAUGUUUGCAAUCAUUCAAGAAGUUCUCUUCCCUUUGAUGUCGUAUUCAGCUGCUGACGAAGAACUUUGGAAUUUGGACCCCCACGAAUACAUCCGUGUCAAAUUUGAUAUUUUCGAAGAUUUUGUGUCGCCAGUGGUGGCAGCACAGACGUUGUUGCACUCUGCAUGUAAAAAGCGCAAAGACAUGCUACAAAAGACAAUGCAUUUGGUAAUGCAAGUGCUGACUGCACCAAUUGCUGAGCCUCGUCAAAAGGAUGGAGCUCUUCAUAUGGUUGGAGCAUUGGCUGAUGUACUAUUGAAGAAGAAACUGUACAAGGAUCAAAUGGACAAAUUGUUGUGCCAGUACGUCUUUCCUGAGUUCGACAGCCCUCGUGGUCAUAUGCGAGCUAGGGCUUGUUGGGUGCUGCACUACUUCAGCGAGAUCAAGUUCAAGCAGGAGGAGAUCCUGGUGGAGGCGAUCCGCCGAACGGUGAACGCGCUGCUCAACGACCAAGACCUGCCUGUCAAGGUCGAGGCGGCCAUCGCCGUUCAGAUGUUGCUCUCCGACUACCAAAUAGGGUCUAUGAAGCUUGCCCCGUCAAAUACCAAAUCAAUUUUCAUUUUAAGGAUCAAACCGAUAACAUUGGAACUGCUGAAGAUAAUUCGUGAAACUGAAAAUGAUGACUUGACUGGUGUCAUGCAGAAAAUUGUUUGUAUAUACAGUGAACAACUCACUCCAAUUGCUGUAGAAAUCUGUCAACACCUGGCGACAACGUUCAGUCAAGUGAUCGAAACCGACGAAGGAAGUGACGAGAAGGCGAUCACCGCCAUGGGACUGCUCAGCACAAUCGAAACUCUACUCACUGUUAUGGAAGAACAACCCGACAUCAUAGCACAACUCGAGCCCACAGUUCUUCAAGUCGUUGGUCACAUUUUCUCCCAGAGUGUUAUGGAAUUCUACGAGGAGGCUCUCUGUCUAGUCUGUGAUUUAACUAGUAAAAAAAUUUCUCCCGACAUGUGGAGAGUUCUGGAACUAAUGUACACGGUGUUCCAAAAAGACGGUUUGGAUUACUUCACGGACAUGAUGCCAGCGCUGCACAACUACGUGACAGUGGACACACCGGCAUUCCUGUCCAACGAGAACUACCUGCUGGCCAUGUUCAACAUGUGCAAGCAGAUACUCAGCGCCGACGCCGGCGAAGACCCCGAGUGUCAUGCCGCCAAGCUGCUCGAAGUCAUCAUACUGCAGUGCAAGGGACUCAUUGACCAGUGUAUUCCGUCGUUUGUGGAGCUGGUGCUGCAAAGGCUGAUGCGAGAAGUGAAGACGUCGGAGUUGCGGACGAUGUGCCUUCAGGUGGUGAUUGCCGCGCUCUACUACAAUCCCCACCUGCUCUUCGAGACCAUGGACAAACUACAGCUGUCGGUGCCCUCCACCGAGUCGUUGGCGUCGCACUUCAUCAAGCAGUGGAUUCACGACACUGACUGCUUUUUAGGAUUACAUGAUAGGAAACUGUGUGUUCUUGGCCUAUGUACAUUACUCACAAUGUCGCCUCAAAGGCCAAAAGCUGUUAACGAAUGCGUCUCAGAAAUAGUUCCUUCUUUAAUUCUUCUCUUCGAUGGCCUUAAAAGAGCUUACACAGCCAAAGCUCAAGAAGGGGAUGAAGAUGAGGAAGAUGAAGAAGAGUCUGACAUUGAUGAAGUGCUGUCGAGCGACGAAGACGACAUCGACUUUGAAAACCAAGACUACCUGCAAGCACUGCAGUCGCAGGUGACGAAGAGCAAGAAGGCGCAGAACAGCCAGUUCAGCAUCACGGCCACCAUUCAGGACCUGCCCGACGAUGACGAGGAUGACGAUGACGAUGCCGACUAUGAGCCGACCGAGGAGACGGCGCUGGAGAGCUAUACCACGCCCCUCGAUGACGAUGACUGUGCCAUUGAUGAGUACGUCGCUUUCAAGGAGGUUCUCCAGACUCUCCAAGUGAACGACCCUGCAUGGUACGCAGCACUGACCGGACAUUUGACUGCUGAACAACAGGAGGCACUCAAAGAAGUGAUCGUUCUCGCCGAUCAGAGGAAAGCAGCAGCCGAGAGCAAGAGGAUAGGACAGAGUGGCGGAUACGCUUUCGUUCAGCAAACAGUACCAACAUCAUUCAAUUUCAGUGGCUCCCCUUUGGGACGAUAAAAUAUCUAAUGGAUGUGUAUUAACAAAUUGUUAGGUUUUUUAAAUAAUAGAUUUGUACAGGAAAAAAUUGUGAACUGAUGGAUCUUUUUGAAACACAGGAACGUGUGUUUAUUCUUGACGAUUGCCAGAGAAAAGAGUUGAGAAAUGACUGCUAAAAUCAUGUUUCGGGAAUGUAUAGUGAUCCGGUAGAUUUUAAGGUUUACUACAAAUGAUUGUAUCUACAGGAUGUGGAUGUUACAGAUUUUGUAUUAUUUAUUUCAUUGUUAUCCUUGGUAACUUCUUGAAGAGUGCAGUGACAAUUCGACGCUUGGUCACAUUAGGAGGAGAUGUGUGUUAAGUUUUUAUACAUUUUGUUGUUCAUGUUUAACUCGAUGACUCUUACCAAAAUGUUACUUUUGUUUUUUGACACUCUUGCUUCAACCAUCAUUGUACAGUCAUACAACACAUGUGUGGUUGUGCUAGCUUGAUUUUGCUCACAGAUUAUCGUUAUAUCGUUACAUCAUUGUCGUCAUCAUUGAUUUUCUACUAUUUUUGUCGAAUUUUUAAUAUCUUGUUCCAGUGUUUAUUGAAGGAUAUCAUACAUUAUAGCAUGUACUUUCCUCUCAAACGCAGUUGCUUUAUUUUCUCUCUCAUUUAUUAUGAGUGUGUAAAAAUUGGCAGCUAUACUGUAAAGCUUAAAUAUUAAAAAUCAUUUUAUUUUUCCUGAAA